Messenger RNA from Xiphias gladius (swordfish), 1980 nucleotides. RefSeq names its product retinoblastoma binding protein 8-like (gene rbbp8nl). The coding region runs from base 1 to 1839 and encodes 612 amino acids. Gene Ontology annotation, cellular component: site of double-strand break. Gene Ontology annotation, biological process: DNA double-strand break processing involved in repair via single-strand annealing; double-strand break repair via homologous recombination. Gene Ontology annotation, molecular function: double-stranded DNA binding; flap-structured DNA binding; damaged DNA binding. The record is from RefSeq and is a predicted model, not a curated record. The transcript is spliced from 14 exons. Lineage: Eukaryota; Metazoa; Chordata; Actinopteri; Istiophoriformes; Xiphiidae.
AUGCGAGCUCCAGACUCACAGUCACAGGUGAUCGCUUCAGCAAUGGAGUGCUUCAACGAACUGCUCCUUAAACUGCGGGAGGUCCACGAGCGAGAGGUGGAGGGUUGGCAGGUGAAAGUCCAAGAGCUGUCCAACAAGAAAGGCUGUGAUACAAAGCGAAUGGAGGAACUGUUCACCAGAAACCAACAGAUGAAAGAACAGCAGAGAUUACUCACUGAGAACAUCAAGACACUGGAAAACAGGCUGAGAGCCGGUUUGUGCGACAGAUGUUCAGUAACUCAGGAGGUAGCCAACAGAAGACAGCAGGAAUAUGAAGCCUCACAGAUAAAGAGCCUCCAGCACAUCUCUCAACUGGCGGGAGAGAUGAACAACAUGAAAAAGGAGAACAAGAGACUUAGAGAUGAAAUCAGGAAUUUAAGAGCAGCACUGGCAGGUCACAGUGACCACUCCUCAAACAGCAGCACCACCACAGAGGUCAAACCAAACAGCUCCCCAGACCUUUCAUCCUCUUCUGGACCUGUGUCCCUCAUCACCCUAGCAGCCAGCAGGGCCAACAACCAGCCAUCAGAUGGCGAUGUUGGAGUGAAAACUGAGACAGACCAAAGAACUGAAGAAACUGAACACAAACAAUUGAGAGGGAUGAACAGGAGCCACUUUGACUCAUACAAGCCUCUUUCACUGUUGACACUUGCAUCACCGUCCUGGAAGACAGAACAUUGUGUUACCCGAGCUGGAGAGAGGAGUAUUGAAGUACUGGACCAGCGAUCCUCCAUCCCUCCCUCCCUCCCUCUUGAGAAUUCUUCUUCCUCAACCGGUGAAGAAGUCAACCCCACUAGACAUGUACUCCACACUCCCGUCCCCUGCCGUCCUCAACCAAUCAAAAGCAGCCCUGUUACCUUCCCCUGGCCCUUAUCUGAAUCCUCUGACUGGGUUACUGUGGCUGCUGCAGGCACCAGCCAGGUGAUGCAGCAUUCUUCCAAACCAAAUCUGCCACGCUUUCCUAACCUGAUCCCAACUAGCCUACAUGCCAGCCCUAGAAGGCAGGUUUUAGGGUCUCCCUGGCCAAAACACAGCACUUCUCAGGCCCCUGUAAGAGAGCCAACUUUGGUGUUCAGGUUAAGGAGUCUGACAGAGCAUGUGGAGAGUCAAAUUAAGCCCCAGGAGAAAAAGGAAAUUCAGGUAACUAAGGCUGAGAGAGUCUCUGGAGAAGGGCUUAAGGAGAUGAACGAGGGGCCGCUGGACCUAUCGGAUCAUGGAAAGUCCAAAUCCAGCCAAAUGGCAAGGGAUGAUUCACCCUUAGGCUUACAAGGUGGAGAGAGAGUACAGAAGAGUCCUGGCAAGGAUGUGAAGACUAAUACAUCAACACAUGUACUAGUGUCAUCACCUUCGCCUGUUGUCCCACCUUCAUCCUCCUCUACACUACCAGCCAAACAACAAGAGGAAGAGCCUACCAACGACCAUAUCUACAAGGCAAUUAAAGAUCAGGAGCAGAAAGAGGAGAUGAAUGGAAAGACAGAGCAAAGCAAUGAAAAGAAGGUGCCUGUCCUCACUAUAUCAUUACGCCCAGUAGUAGUGCUGGAGACUCUGAAUUCUGCUAUGCAAAAGCAAGACGCCUUAUCAUCAAAUGGCAAGUCGUCAUUACCAGCAAUUGAGCCAGGAAGCAGCUCGGACGAGCAGCUCGAGGAAGAGAGUGUGUCAGGCCAAGAAUGCAGCCAGGGCUGCAAGAGGAAGAGGUCAUCUGUGGAGACAGAAACCGACCGAGACUCGGACACAGACAACAUCCAGCAUGAAGAGAAAAUCCAGAUCACAGUCAGAACUGAAGAGAAGAGCCCUAGCUAAAGAGGAUGAUAUCACAUUGACCUGGGGAUCUCACUUAAACCCACAUUAACUCGGGGGCAGUGCAACUAGCUGAAAAAUAGAGCUGAGAAACUGAGAAACAACAUGAAAUAUCAUCACCUUAUAAAGUUAAUACAGCUAACA